Messenger RNA from Lindgomyces ingoldianus, 449 nucleotides. RefSeq lists its product as uncharacterized. Lineage: Eukaryota; Fungi; Ascomycota; Dothideomycetes; Pleosporales; Lindgomycetaceae. Bases 77 to 358 code for a protein of 93 amino acids. The record is from RefSeq and is a predicted model, not a curated record. The transcript is spliced from 2 exons.
CGGCAACUUCUUCUCCACAACCCCGUUGACAUAAUCUCACCUGCGUAAACGCCCGUAUAUUCACUCUGAUAGCUGAAUGCCUCUGACUGGUUGCUGGGCGGGCCUCACAUGGCCUUCUUCUCCAGAUCCGGCCACUGAGUUCCACCUGAUAUUAUUUCGAGUGUCCUCCCCACGCCCGCCCUCUACUCCUCUGAACCGAGCAGCUUGCCAGGUUGAUAUCCCCGGUUCCUAUGCCUCGUGGUGGCUGCAGGCACGUUUCGCUUUCACGCACACUCGAGCAGCUGCUGAGAAGGGCAUUACCUCAUUAGGCCAUCACGAUCUGCCUUUUCAUCUAUCAGUCACAAACAUCAACAGUUAGAGCAGCCUCAUAGACCCACUCGUUAUUCUUAGACCUACGCCGCUUCCGUGAUGCAAAUCAUUGGUCUACUACGACAUGCCCCUCACCUCGA